This is a messenger RNA of Parasteatoda tepidariorum (common house spider), 1834 nucleotides long. Its product is annotated as tryptophan 5-hydroxylase 1-like. The record is from RefSeq and is a predicted model, not a curated record. Gene Ontology annotation, cellular component: neuron projection. Lineage: Eukaryota; Metazoa; Arthropoda; Arachnida; Araneae; Theridiidae. Gene Ontology annotation, biological process: aromatic amino acid metabolic process; serotonin biosynthetic process. Gene Ontology annotation, molecular function: tryptophan 5-monooxygenase activity; iron ion binding.
AACGGAGAAAACCAGGAUUGGUUGAUUGAAACAUCGAAACCCACCCACUAGAGAUAGUUUUCCUUUUUCCCGAAUCCCUCAACGGGAAAGAUCAAAGCUCCCGAGUUACGUUCCAAAACCGGAGAAAACUGGAGCUCACCUGUUAAUACGGCACUAUAACUGAAGCCCUAAAUUUGAAGUCCUGAUUUGAUAGGGCAAUGGAAGGAGCUGCUAGCGAAAGACGAAGCAACUUCCAGAGCCGUAGAUGCUGUAGCACGCCUGCUAUGGCUAGUUUGCCAGAUUUUACCGAUUCAUAUAUUGAAGAAAUUAAGAAGAAAAUCUGCAAACGGUUUGAAAGGCAAACAGUUGAGGAGGAAGUGAAGACGGAGCAAUGUGAGAAUAAAGACAAACUUCAGGAAGAAGAUGAAGAUAGCAAGGGUGCUGCAGUUAUUUUUUCUUUGAGAAAUCAAGUGGGUGGUCUAAUCCGAGCUUUACGAGUAUUUCAGGAAAAGAACGUGAACGUCGUGCACAUUGAAUCCAGGAAGUCCCGCAAGAGACCUUCGCAGUACGAGAUAUUUGUUGACGUUCAGUGCGAAUCCUCUCAAAUAAAAGAUCUAGUACACAAUCUAGAGCACGAGGUAGAAUGUGUCUCCCUGGAGCAGUAUGAAAAAGGAGAAGUUGACUUAAAUGAUAUGCCACCCCCUACACCCACAAGUCCUGGUUUUGAAUUAGCUUUUGAUGGUAUGCCUUGGUUUCCAAGAAAGAUAACUGAUUUGGACAAAACUGCAAAUAGAGUUCUGAUGUAUGGAGCUGAACUGGAUGCUGAUCAUCCGGGCUUCAAAGAUAAUGUUUACCGACAAAGACGAAAAUAUUUCACUGAUCUGGCAUUAUCUUAUAAACACGGUCAGCCUAUUUCUUAUGUGAACUAUACACCUGAGGAAAUAAAAACAUGGGGAACUGUUUUUACGCACUUGAAAGCAUUGUACCCAACACACGCUUGCAAAGAGUUUUUAGAGAACUUCAAUCUACUCAUCAAGUUUUGUGGAUACAGAAAAGACAACAUUCCACAAUUGGAAGAUGUGAGCCGGUUUCUAAGGCAAAGAACUGGAUUUCAGCUUCGUCCAGUUGCUGGAUAUCUAUCAUCACGUGAUUUUCUGGCAGGAUUGGCUUUUAGAGUAUUUCAUUGCACGCAGUAUAUUCGACAUAGUUCAGACCCAUUCUAUACGCCAGAGCCAGAUUGUUGUCAUGAACUUUUGGGUCAUGUUCCACUUCUUGCUGAUCCCAGUUUUGCACAAUUUUCACAAGAAUUGGGUCUUGCAUCUUUGGGGGCAUCCGAUGAUGAAGUGGACAAACUUGCAACGUGCUAUUUUUUCACUGUGGAAUUUGGCCUUUGCAAGCAAAACGGCGAAAUGCGCGUUUAUGGAGCUGGUCUUCUUUCUUCUAUUGCUGAACUCAAACACGCUCUAUCUGUAUCAGCAAAAGUGUUGCCAUUUGAACCGGAGAGAACAUCUCAACAGACACCAAUUAUCACAGCUUUUCAAGAUGCUUACUUUUACACUGACAGUUUUGAUGAAGCCAAAGAAAAAAUGAGGGAAUAUGCUUGCACCAUCAAGAGACCAUUUGGCCUGCGUUAUAAUCCGUACACUCAAACAGUCGAGAUACUGAGCAACACAAGAAAAAUUGCCAAUCUAGUCAGUGAGCUGAAGGGUGACUUAUGCGUCGUUACUGCGGCAUUAAAGAAAAUUCGAGGGAAGAAAUGUUGAACAAUUAACGAUUCGUUCUACAAGGCGAUUGAUUAUAAAAUGACUUUGAAGACAUGCGACCUUCUGGAGAGCAUACCGUUUGAGUGAACGGG